Hypoxylon fragiforme is the source of this 756-nucleotide messenger RNA. Its product is annotated as ETC complex I subunit conserved region-domain-containing protein. The transcript has 3 exons. Gene Ontology annotation, biological process: respiratory electron transport chain. The record is from RefSeq and is a predicted model, not a curated record. Bases 1 to 756 code for a protein of 251 amino acids. Lineage: Eukaryota; Fungi; Ascomycota; Sordariomycetes; Xylariales; Hypoxylaceae.
AUGCGCAGCACCCUCCGCCUCCUCGCGGCCGUCAAGCCCUCCGCGGCGCGGUACCUCGAGCCCGGGGCGCCGACGGGUCUGACAGGCCUGCACACGCACAGCUCGCCGCGCUCGACGCUCCUGUACCUGUACACGCGGACGCUCGAGAAGCUCGCGGACCAGGUCCCGGAGACCUCGCUGUACCGCCAGUCCGCCGAGGCCACGACGCGCCACCGCCUCGCCAUCGUCGAGGCCUGCGAGCCGCCGGGCUACGCGGCGUGGGCGGCGCGCGCGAGAGAGGUCGCGCAGAAGAACCCGAUGUUCUUCCGCGUCACGGCGCAGGCGGGCGCCGCGGGGGAGAGCGUGGAGAAGGGCGAGGCCGUCACGGUGCGCAGUGGUGGGAGGACGUUCGUGUACCGGGAGGGCCCCACGGCGGUGGACGAGAGGCUGCAGGAGUGGGAUGGGGAGAGGGACGAGGGCCCUGGGAGGGAGGGGCUGAGGGGGGAGGAGGAGCAUUGGGAUCGUGCGGCGCUGUUUGGGAGGGAGCCGUUGGAUGGGCCGGGGGGCCAGGUGGUGUGGGAGAAUGAGCCGCCGUUGACGGUUGAUCAAAUCGAAGAGAUCGAGUCCAAGAUCGGAGGCGGCCUGCUCGAGGAGGUGGUCCAAACGGCCGAGAACGAGCUGAAGCUCGUAGACGCCAUGUCCGAGGGCAGAGUAUGGGAGGAGCUAGAAGAAAAGCCCGCCGAGGGCCAAUGGAAGUACUUCGAGCGUGGUCAGUAG